GAGGAAGAGUGUUCUUGUGUUUACAUUCCUUGCGCGUAGAUUUCUGAGCUCAACAAUCAAAUCUUUUCUUUUAGUUAUUUGUGUUUAAUAUAAUGUGAUUAUUUAUCCUCAGACAUUAAUAAGAUAAUUUAAUUUAUUAUUACUUCAAUCAUGACCACUCCUCAGAGUGAUAUUGAAAAACGAAGACAGAUCAGUGUGACAGGAAUAGCCCAAGUGGAAAAUGUACUAGAAGUGAAGAAGUCAUUUAAUAGACAUCUCCAUUAUACUUUAGUUAAAGACAGAAAUGUUGCUACACAAAGAGAUUAUUAUUUCGCAUUGGCACAUUGUGUUAAGGAUCAUCUGGUUUCGAGAUGGAUUCGAACUCAGCAAUACUAUUAUGAAAAGGAUCCUAAGCGUGUGUACUACUUAUCAUUGGAGUACUAUAUGGGCCGAACAUUGCAAAAUACUAUGGUAAACUUGGGAAUUCAAGGUGCGUGUGACGAAGCCAUGUACCAGGUCGGUCUGGACAUAGAAGAACUAGAAGAACUUGAGGAGGAUGCCGGUCUUGGUAACGGUGGGCUGGGGAGAUUGGCUGCUUGUUUUUUGGAUUCAAUGGCAACAUUGGGAUUAGCUGCAUAUGGUUACGGGAUUCGUUAUGAAUAUGGUAUAUUCGCACAAAAAAUUCGUAACGGUGAGCAGUUAGAGGAGCCAGAUGACUGGUUACGUUAUGGAAAUCCAUGGGAAAAAGCGCGUCCUGAAUAUAUGCUGCCUGUUAAUUUUUAUGGACAAGUUGCUGAUUGUCCUGACGGCAGCAAAAAAUGGAUCAAUACUCAGGUGGUUUUUGCAAUGCCCUAUGAUAAUCCAGUCCCUGGUUAUGGAAACAAUGUGGUAAACACUUUGCGUCUUUGGUCAGCCAAAAGUCCUGUCGACUUUGAUUUAAAAUAUUUUAACGAUGGUGAUUACAUUCAAGCUGUUUUAGACAGAAACAUUGCUGAAAACAUUACUCGAGUUUUAUAUCCUAAUGAUAAUUUCUUCGAGGGUAAAGAAUUGCGUUUAAAACAAGAAUAUUUCCUUUGCGCGGCUACGCUGCAAGAUGUAAUUCGUCGAUAUAAAGCAUCCAAAUUUGGUUCGCGUGAGGCUAUUAGAACCGACUUCGAAUCCUUCCCAAGCAAGGUUGCUAUUCAGCUGAAUGAUACGCAUCCUUCUUUAGCUAUUCCUGAAUUAAUGAGAAUACUCGUUGAUGUUGAACGUCUACCAUGGGAUGUAGCAUGGGAUAUAACGUGCAGAACGUGCGCUUAUACUAAUCACACAGUUUUGCCAGAAGCGUUAGAAAGGUGGCCUUGCUCUAUGUUAGAAUCUAUACUGCCUCGGCAUUUGCAAAUUAUCUACCAUAUAAAUUAUUUGCAUUUGCAAGAAGUUGCAAAAUUGUACCCAGGCGACACUGAUCGGAUAAGAAGAAUGUCGCUUAUUGAAGAAGAUGGCGUGAAACGUGUAAACAUGGCAUAUUUAUCAAUAGUAGGAUCCCAUGCAGUUAAUGGAGUUGCUUGGAUACAUUCUGAAAUUAUUAAAAAAGAUAUCUUCAAAGAUUUUUACGAAAUGACUCCUGAUAAAUUUCAAAAUAAAACUAACGGGAUCACUCCCAGAAGAUGGUUGCUGUUGUGCAAUCCUUCCCUUUCUGACCUAAUCUGUGAUAAAAUUGGUGAUGAGUGGCCGGUGCAUUUAGAACAAUUAGUGGCUUUGAAACAAUAUGCCACAGAUCCUGUUUUUCAACAUGCUAUUAUGAAAGUUAAACAAGAAAAUAAGAAUCGACUUGCCCAGUUAUUAGAAAAAGAAUAUGGUCUUGAGAUAAAUACAUCUUCUAUGUUUGAUAUACAUGUUAAAAGAAUCCAUGAAUACAAAAGACAAUUGUUGAAUUGUUUGCACAUUAUAACUUUGUACAACAGGAUAAAACGCGAUCCUUCGGCUAAAUUCACGCCACGAACGAUAAUGAUCGGUGGUAAAGCAGCUCCUGGUUAUUACAUGGCUAAACAAAUCAUCAAACUAAUUUGUGCUGUCGCAGAAGUUAUUAAUAAUGAUCCUAUAGUAGGAAACAAGUUGAAAGUAAUAUUUUUGGAAAAUUAUCGCGUCACCUUAGCAGAGAAAAUCAUACCCGCGGCGGAUUUAAGCGAACAGAUAUCAACCGCUGGUACUGAGGCGUCUGGUACCGGCAAUAUGAAGUUUAUGCUCAAUGGUGCGUUGACUAUAGGAACCAUGGACGGCGCCAAUGUCGAAAUGGCACAAGAAAUGGGAGAGGAGAAUAUUUUUAUUUUUGGCAUGCGCGUGGAUGAAGUAGAAGAGUUGCAAAAAUCUGGUUAUGAUGCGCAAUACUAUUAUGAUAAAAAUCCUGAUAUAAAACAAUGCGUAGAUCAGAUCCGAAAUGGUUACUUCAAUCAGGAAAAACCCAAUGAUUUUGUGAAUAUAGCGGAUGUGCUGAUGAAAUACGAUCGAUAUUAUCUUUUGGCAGAUUAUGAAUCAUACAUAGAGACACAGGAUAGAGUCAGUGCUACUUAUGAGAAUCAGUCAAAGUGGUUGGAAAUGGCCAUACACAACAUAGCAAGUUCUGGCAAAUUUAGUAGCGAUCGAACAAUUGAGGAAUACGCCCGUGAAAUUUGGGAUGUUGAACCUAGUUUUGAAAAAUUGCCUGCUCCACAUGAACCAAGAGACUGAUUUAUUUAAACACUUCUAAAAGUAUUUAAUUAUUUUAGUAAUGUGGCAAUUGAUUUUGAUUUAAAAAAAAAUAAAUCUAAAAUUAGGAUAUAAAACCUUUCCAUUUGGCAUGAUUUAUUAACAAAUAAAAUGUUUCAAAUAUAAUAGUAUAUAGUGUAUAUACAUGUAUUGUAUACACUACGGUGUAUAUUGUCUUUUACCUUUAUGCAACAAACA
Molecule: messenger RNA, 2901 nt
Organism: Ctenocephalides felis (cat flea)
Lineage: Eukaryota; Metazoa; Arthropoda; Insecta; Siphonaptera; Pulicidae
Product: glycogen phosphorylase
Exons: 5
Coding region: 151-2685 (844 amino acids)
Biological process (GO): glycogen catabolic process
Cellular component (GO): cytoplasm
Molecular function (GO): glycogen phosphorylase activity; pyridoxal phosphate binding
Source: RefSeq, a predicted model, not a curated record